AUGGAUCAAUGUGAUUCUUCCAAAUUGAAAAUAGAUUACUUAAGUUAGGAAAUCGAAAAUCUAAGUCAGAGGCUAGAAGAAUAAAUUAAAAUCAACGCGUAGUAUCAAAGUCUAAUUAAUGGACGAACAGACAUGAAAUUGCUAUUGAGUGUAAUGCAAUCAGAGUAGUAUAUUUUGAAAUAAUAAAUAUCGAAAAUACUUAAUGAGAGAAAUGAAGCCGUGUCGAAAGUACUAUGAUAUUUAAUUCAGGUUCUCAUUCUAGAAUAAAUACUGCUAGCAACACAAUAAGAAAAUGAUUUCAUCCUCAAAGAGGCAGAACAAAGAAUUAAGUAACUGCAAGAACAAAUAAAAUACUAUGAGUAAACAAGUUUUAACUUAAACCUCUAUGAAACUGAUCCUCAAAACGAAGGUUAUUUGAUAAAGUACAAAUAAGUAUCAAUAUGAUGUAUUCCUCAGAUAGUGAAUUUGAAUGAAGCCACUUUGAGAUUAUAGUAGGAGAUCGAGAUAUACAAGGUUCAAUUGGCUUUGGCUCACAUGAAAAUGAGCAAGUUACAAGAGUCUAAAAAUGAUUUAAUAUAGUUAAACUUUGUAAAACAGAAGUAUUUAAUUUUAGACUCUCUCGAAUGAAAUAUGUCGAUUGAAGAUGUAACCAAGUCAAGGAGUAAAAAAUGUAGAUAAGUACAUCUCCCAAUUGGUUGAAGUCUAAAAGAAAUUGGUUUAGAUUGACGGCGAAGAUUCAGAUAAGGAUUGCACAUCUCCAAUGGAAGAUAAAAUUCAAUGCUACUCGAAUAAAUGUAUAAAUGAAUCAAUAUUGAGAGACCAUUUUACAUUAACACAAUAUGCCAAAAUUAGAUUUGAAGAGAGCUCAGCAAAUCUAAGCAUAUACUUUAUAGUAAAUCAAUAUGAAACAGCAAAAGAACCAAGAUCUAACUCUUCAGGAUGAACUCCAAAAAUGGAUAACAGAAUAUAAGUAUUUGAAGAACAACUACGAUGCUUCAAAGUUAUUGUUUGAUCAGUUGAAGAUUCAAUAUGAAGAUCUGCAGAGGAAUUACAAUGAAACGCUAUCCAUAAAUGCCACUUUAAUAAGAGCAAACUAAAAUUACGAAGAGAAAUGGCAGAACAUUAACAAACAACAUGUCUUUUAUAAGCAAUUCUAUAUCUAGUAUAAGGAUUGUGUCGAUAUUUUCAAUAAAAGUUUGAGCAAUAAAAAGUUACAGGAAUCUCUAUCUGAGAGGAAAGAUCUGUUUGAAUUUUCAAUAUAGGAUUCAAAGAUAAGACCCACAACGUUUUUACGAAGAUCAAGUGUCAAUGUGGUUGGGAUAACAUCAGUCGAUUCAACACCAAAUUGCAUCAAUUACAAGGAUAAAAUAAUCUAGAUGACUAAGGAUGUUUUCUAGAUAUUUAAGAAAAAGCAUAGUGAAAAUGAAAGUAGUGAUGAAGAUAUUCCACAGGUGAAUCAAAUGAAGAGAGAAUUCACUGUAUCCAACAAUUUUUAUUCUUAAUAAAAACAAGCAAAAAUAUGA
Paramecium octaurelia is the source of this 1523-nucleotide messenger RNA. The record is from the annotation of a GenBank genome assembly. Lineage: Eukaryota; Ciliophora; Oligohymenophorea; Peniculida; Parameciidae.